AUGGCAGAGGCACGAAAGGCUGUUGAAGACCUCAUCCGGCUCUCGAGCCGCGUCGUGCGCAUCCUCGGCCAGAAUCCCGGGCCCUACACGCUCGCCGGCACAAACACGUACCUCAUCUCGACGCCGCCCGUCGCGCACGCAAAGCUCGAGUCAAGACCCUCGAUCCUCGUCGACACGGGCGAGGGCACCGAAGCAUACCUACCAUUGCUCGAGCGCGCGCUCAAAGGGUCCGUCGACGGCGUGCCUUCCAAGGAUGCCGCUCGUACAAAUCAGGAUGCCAUGGAAGAGGACGACGACGACGAGGAUGAGCUCACCGCCUGGAUCUCGGACAUCGUCUUGACACACAAGCACCACGACCACGUUGGCGGUCUGCCUUCCAUCCUCUCGCUCCUUUCGAAACUUCGCGCCGAAGCAACCGUGACGCUCCCGGCACCGCGUAUACACAAGCUGCCAGAUCCGGAGUCCGAUCCGGAGCUCGUCAAGAUGCUGCACGGCCUGCCCAAGGGCUCCUUCAUUCCCUGCUCGGAUUCCGGCGAUGCAGCCUCGCCGCUUUGGCCGCUCCAAGAGGGCUCCGUCAUUCAAGUGGCUGGUGCCAGCGACCAGUCGUCUCUGCGCGUCUUGCAUACGCCCGGGCACACUGCCGACCAUAUCUGCUUGGUGCUCAACGAGGAGAAGACGCUGCUCACGGGCGACCACGUGCUCGGCCAGGGCACCACCGUAUUCGAGGAUCUCACCGCCUACAUGUCGAGCUUGCGCAAGUGCUCUCGUGCGCUCGAGGAGCUCGGACCCUCUUUGCCCACCAACGAAGGGACGAGCACGGCUGCAACGGAGAACCGUCUUUACCCAGCGCACGGUCCUGUCGUCGAGGAAGGCCGCAAGAUGCUCAAGCAGUACCUGGAUCACCGUCUUGAGCGCGAGGCACAGGUGGUCGAGUUGCUAAAGGCAUCGCCCGACGGUAACUCCAUCACAACCUCUUCUGUCACGGUAGGUGGGAUAGAGUACCAGCUGGGUGCGCCAUGGAAGAUCCGACAGAUGGUGCUCAAGCUUUACUCGAACUAUCCGGAGAAUCUGUUCCCCGCCGCUGCGCGCGGGCUCUAUCUGCACCUGCGCACGCUCUCUUCGCCGGACCCCGAGCAAGGCAAGGCUUCGCGCGUGCGGUGUCUGCAGACCACCUCGUUCGCUCGCAGGGCGUCGGCAGAAGCAGCAGCCGACGUAGGCAAUUGCCCGCCCUUGCCCCAGUCCGACCACGAGUGGAUCGAGGCCAUGGAGCUCGAGUGGGCCCUCAUCGCGCCUCAGCAGGCGUCAUCCAAUCACCAACACUUGUAA
This is a messenger RNA of Moesziomyces antarcticus, 1326 nucleotides long. RefSeq names its product metallo-hydrolase/oxidoreductase. Gene Ontology annotation, biological process: secondary metabolite biosynthetic process. The transcript has a single exon. The coding region runs from base 1 to 1326 and encodes 441 amino acids. Lineage: Eukaryota; Fungi; Basidiomycota; Ustilaginomycetes; Ustilaginales; Ustilaginaceae. The record is from RefSeq and is a predicted model, not a curated record.